GUGUGCGUGAGUGUGCUGGGAAGGGGGUGUGUGCGCCAGCAACGUGUGAGGAGGGCUGGUGCCCUAUGGGAGAGUGCAUGCAGGCAGGAAGCAGCUGGAGAGGAGGAGGAGCAGAAGCGGAGCCGGAGCUGCCCUGCUUUCCUCUCAGUCUCAAAGCCGGGAAAGGAUUGAGUUAGAAUUCCACAUCCAGUUGAAGUUUGCUGCUGUUGCCUUCAGUAGCCUGGUCUUCAGAAUCCCCCCUCAGCAGAGAGGUGUGGACCAGACUGGAUUCCUAGAUUUGCAGCCACCAGACUCCUGCCCCGCCUUCACUGAGGGGAUUUCUCUGCUAGGCAUUGUUCCUACCAUCAACUUUGCACGGAGGAGCCAGCCAGCUAGGUGCAACUGAGAAUAACAGCUCCUUGGCUCUGUUUGUCGGUUGGGCAGGCGGCUGUGCUGUGGCUCAGAAAGUUCGUCCUGUGGCUUCUCUGUCAUUCUAAGGAGUGCUUCUAAAUGGAUUACCUCUUAAAGGCAGCACUUGCAUUCUAAAACUUGAGAAUCUGUGGCUUUAAUGGUUUUUUCCCCCUUUUCAUUUCUUUAACCUUAUUUUGGUUGCAGCAGUAAGGAUAAGAGCCAAGCCAGGAACCAGGGGCAUGUGUCAGGUUUGAGACCCAUACAUGAGGUCAUUCCAGGCAGCACUGUGGGCUAAGCCAAAGACCUCAACUAGCGAUAAUUGCUAAAAACCAAUCAAAAAAAAAAAAAGAAAAGAAAAAGAAUAAAGAAGGAAGAAAGAAAAGGAAAACGCAGGACAGGCUCUUCUAAGGCAAUUCUUAUUAAACAUCCCAACAAGAAAUAAGAGACAGAAGCAAAGAACCAGCACCUCUCCUAAGGGGGAAAAUGAAACGAUUGUUGCGAGAGUCUGAGGAAGAAAUCAUGCUCACGUUGGGACCUUCAUCCAGCCUCUCACCAGAUAAGAUUAGGGCAGAGACUAUAUGUGGUGUCAAGAGCAAGUCCGCAGGCCCUACUGGAUCCUUACCAGAAGACAACUUCCUGCCCCCUUGCUGUGAGUCCACAGACUCCACCACUGCUGGAGAGAGAGAUGGGGACCUGGGCCAGCUUUGCAUCUUUGAGCAGCAAACCAGCAACCAGCUUCCUCUGACUUCUGCUGCCUAUGUUUCAGGGUCUGAUUCUCAUGAACUCUCACCUGCCAGCUGUUCAGAGCCUUCAGAGAAAAACCAAGCCAGGCUCCUUUUGUCUAGAGACCCUGGCCAAAACUGUAGCCAUGGACAGCAAGAACCUUUGGGAGAUGUAGUAGAUUAUAUCAUCAGAGAGCUGCAAGGUAUCAGUCGUCUUCAGUCUGAGAUUGCUGAGCUGCGACAGCACUUGAGCCAAGUUCGGGGCUCUGUGGAUGAAGUGUCUAGCUGUGUAGACUCAGUAUUGAGUGAAAUAGAAGGUUUGCAUGUGGGUAGCAGCUCUCUGGCCAAGGUGUGUGAUGGGGAAAAGGCCCAGGAACCCCAUGUAGAAAGAUCCAGAGAGGAAGCCAUUCUUUAUCUAUAUGGUCUUCCUGAACAUGAUGGGGAAAACACCGUGGAGCUAGUGGACAGCUUCCUAGCUAAGCACCUCUGUGUUAAUGGUGUGCAGUGCAACAGGUACGUCAGAGAGGCAUAUAGGGCAGGCACAGCUCCUGCCCCCCGGCCUAUUAUGGUGAAGCUUGUCCAUCUAGAGCACAGGGACCUCAUUUUGCAGAAAUCCAUCCUCUUACAGAGUGUGGGGGUCAGGGUUGCUACCAGAGAAGAGCCAAUAUGGCCACAAGGGUGUAAGAAUCCCACAAAGGACUCUCUAUCAUGCUUGCAACAACUUCAAGACCAUAGUUGGAACUCUUUAAACCAGACUAAACCAGCUCUUCAGAUGGAAACAGGGAACAGAAGAUACAUGAUGGGACUAUACCAGACGAGGACUCAGAAUCAACAUAGACGACCCCAGGUUUCUGAGCAGCAAGGCCUUUGCUUCCCACCAAAGAAUGGUUUAGCAAAACAGGAUGAUGUGUCUAAGCUGCAGGAUGACGUAGGAACAUCAGGAGCAUCCCGGGUAAUCAAUGAUCAUUGUGCCAAACUAUCUCCCCUCUCUCAACUUGGGGAGUCUUCCUCGGUGUUAAUGUCAAAAGAGGAAGAUUGUGGAAAAUCACAGAUUUUCAAACAGGGCAUCCAAGAACGUGAAGCAUGUAAAGUAACAAAACCACAAACUGACUGCAGUGAUAAAAGCAAGGACAGCAGUUGCCUUUCACUGUCCAGCUCACUGAAAGCAGAGAGGGUAAAUGCAGAGGACACAAUUCUAGGCUGUGAAGCUGGUCUUGAUAUUCUGAGCUCAAGGCAGCUGGAGGACCUUUUGGCAGACAAAUCUAGAAGGUUUACAACUCUGAGCUCUGAUAGCACAGUAGAAGAAAUGAUCAUAGGGCCAGAGACUUUCAGUAACAUGGUUCAUAUUGACCUGAAUGAAGAAGAGAACUGUGCUGCCCAGGUCCUUAAGGAUGUCUUUGAUAAGUCCUCCUGUAUUCUAAGUAGCUCCCAGGAGGAUGAGGAUGUAGAAAUUAAAUUUCACUCAACUAAACUGAGUCGAGCAAUCCACCACUUUUGUUUGGCUCUUCAGGGGGUGUUUCAGAAGCUGGAGAACAAUGAAUCCAUCAGUCCUGAGGACCUGGAAAGCAACGAAAGUGGUUCCCAAUCAGAGAACAGUGAUAGACUUCUCAGGACAGCAAGUUCAGGAGGAGCACAUGAUUGUUCAGUGGAGAGUCCUGGAAGUCAGGGGAGUGAGAGCCUUCUCAGUGUGGUCUCUGGUGGAGUAGGCAUCUCUACACAGGAUCAGACACCUCAAGACCCAAGCAACGUCUCUCUUGCUUCUAAUAACUCACCUCUUGCAAACUCAUUACUCAGUUUCCCUCUAGCCCCAUGUCUGGGAAAUGAGACUUGUUCCAGGUCCGACUCUCCUGAUCAAAGCAAACUGAGUUUAGAACAAGUAUGCGCAGAGACUAUUUACCUCAACAAGUGUAUCAACAAUUUUAAAAAUGUUCUGAGAGAGAAAAGACUGAAGCAGAAAAAACUUUUGCAAGAGCUAGUGCAGACGGCAAGCCAUCUUUCAGUAGAAGACAUCCCCUCAGAAGGAAAGCAAGAAGCUCUCCAGAUUUCAGAUGAUGGUGACUCCUCUAUGUCUCAGUGGCUCCCAGACGGGCCAGCUGGAGGGCUCUAUGGCAUUGACAGCAUGCCAGAUCUACGAAAAAAGAAGCCACUGCCACUUGUCAGUGAUCUGGCUAUGUCACUGGUUCAGUCACGGAAAGCUGGGAUUACUUCUGCAAUGGCUACACGUACCUCUCUCAAGGAUGAAGAGCUGAAAUCCCAUGUGUAUAAGAAAACUCUGCAGGCCUUAAUCUACCCCAUCUCGUGUACCACACCCCACAACUUUGAGGUCUGGUCAGCUACUGCUCCUACCUACUGCUAUGAGUGUGAAGGUUUGCUCUGGGGCCUUGCCCGGCAAGGCAUGCGCUGCAGCGAGUGUGGAGUCAAGUGCCAUGAGAAGUGCCAGGAUCUUCUCAAUGCCGAUUGCCUACAACGGGCUGCUGAAAAGAGCUCUAAACAUGGAGCUGAGGACAGGACGCAGAACAUUAUUAUGGCUAUGAAGGACCGUAUGAAGAUUCGAGAACGGAAUAAACCAGAGAUCUUUGAGGUUAUCCGAGAUGUCUUCACAGUGAGCAAAGUUGCCCAUGUGCAGCAGAUGAAAACAGUGAAGCAGAGUGUCCUGGAUGGUACCUCCAAAUGGUCAGCCAAAAUUACCAUCACUGUGGUUUGUGCCCAGGGCCUACAAGCUAAAGAUAAGACAGGAUCCAGUGACCCUUAUGUGACUGUGCAAGUUGGGAAAACCAAGAAGCGUACCAAAACCAUCUUUGGAAAUUUGAAUCCUGUUUGGGAAGAGAAGUUCCAUUUUGAGUGCCACAACUCUUCCGAUCGCAUCAAGGUACGCGUGUGGGAUGAGGAUGAUGACAUCAAAUCCAGAGUGAAACAGCGGCUGAAGCGGGAGUCUGAUGAUUUCCUUGGUCAAACCAUCAUUGAGGUUCGGACACUCAGUGGAGAGAUGGAUGUCUGGUAUAAUCUGGAGAAGAGGACAGACAAGUCAGCUGUCUCAGGGGCUAUUCGACUACAAAUCAAUGUGGAGAUCAAGGGCGAGGAGAAGGUAGCCCCAUACCAUGUGCAAUAUACAUGUCUCCAUGAGAACCUUUUCCAUUACCUCACAGACAUUCAGGGCAAUGGAGGAGUCUGGAUCCCAGAGGCUCGGGGUGAUGAUGCAUGGAAGGUGUACUUUGAUGAGACAGCUCAAGAAAUUGUGGAUGAAUUUGCUAUGCGCUAUGGCAUCGAGUCCAUAUAUCAGGCCAUGACGCAUUUUGCAUGUUUGUCAUCCAAGUACAUGUGUCCUGGUGUACCAGCAGUGAUGAGCACCUUACUGGCCAACAUCAACGCCUAUUAUGCUCACACAACUGCCUCCACUAAUGUCUCUGCAUCUGAUCGUUUCUCGGCCUCCAACUUUGGUAAAGAGAGAUUUGUGAAACUGCUGGAUCAACUACACAACUCACUGAGAAUAGACCUCUCUACAUAUAGAAAUAACUUCCCUGCUGGGAGCCCUGAGAGACUUCAGGAUUUAAAGUCUACCGUGGACUUGCUGACCAGCAUUACUUUCUUCAGGAUGAAGGUGCAAGAACUGCAGAGCCCCCCAAGAGCCAGCCAGGUGGUAAAGGAUUGUGUGAAAGCCUGCUUGAACUCUACAUAUGAAUAUAUCUUCAACAACUGCCAUGACCUCUACAGUCGCCAGUACCAGCUGAACCAGGAGCAGCAACCACUAGAGGAACCAGGGCCCAGUAUUCGGAACCUGGAUUUCUGGCCCAAACUUAUCACACUCAUUGUGUCAAUCAUAGAAGAGGAUAAGAAUUCCUAUACACCUGUUCUGAACCAGUUUCCUCAGGAGCUGAAUGUAGGAAAAGUCAGUGCAGAAGUGAUGUGGCAUCUGUUUGCUCAAGACAUGAAGUAUGCGUUGGAGGAACAUGAGAAAGACCGGCUGUGUAAGAGUGCUGACUACAUGAACCUGCACUUCAAAGUGAAGUGGCUCCACAAUGAAUACGUGCGGGAUCUGCCUGCCCUCCAGGGACAGGUGCCUGAGUACCCAGCGUGGUUUGAGCAGUUUGUGCUACAGUGGCUAGAUGAGAAUGAAGAUGUGUCCCUGGAAUUCCUGCGAGGGGCCCUGGAACGAGAUAAGAAGGAUGGGUUCCAGCAGACAUCAGAGCAUGCGCUCUUUUCCUGUUCUGUGGUGGAUGUCUUUACACAACUCAAUCAGAGCUUUGAGAUUAUCCGAAAGUUGGAAUGCCCAGACCCCAGCAUCCUUGCCCACUACAUGAGAAGGUUUGCUAAGACCAUUGGGAAAGUGCUGAUCCAGUAUGCAGACAUAUUAUCAAAGAGCUUCCCAGCUUACUGCACAAAGGAGAAACUGCCCUGUAUCCUGAUGAACAACAUGCAGCAGCUGAGGGUCCAGCUGGAGAAAAUGUUUGAGGCCAUGGGAGGCAAAGAGCUGGACUCUGAAGCUUCAGACAGUCUGAAGGAGCUGCAGGUGAAACUGAAUACAGUUCUGGAUGAGCUCAGCAUGGUGUUUGGAAACAGCUUCCAGGUGCGGAUUGAUGAAUGUGUUCGACAAAUGGCUGACAUCCUGGGCCAAGUUCGGGGCACGGGAAAUGCAUCCCCCAACGCCAGGGCCUCAGUGGCUCAGGAUGCAGAUAGUGUACUGCGACCCCUUAUGGAUUUCCUGGAUGGCAACCUCACGCUCUUUGCCACUGUGUGUGAGAAGACAGUUCUGAAGCGCGUCCUGAAGGAGCUCUGGCGGGUGGUGAUGAACACCAUGGAACGGGUGAUCGUCCUGCCCCCACUCACUGACCAGACAGGUACCCAGCUGAUCAUAACUGCUGCCAAGGAGCUGAGCCAGCUUUCCAAACUCAAGGACCACAUGGUACGAGAGGAAACACGGAAUCUCACUCCAAAGCAGUGUGCCAUCCUUGACCUGGCUUUGGACACCAUCAAGCAAUACUUCCAUGCAGGAGGCAAUGGUCUGAAGAAAACAUUCCUAGAGAAGAGCCCAGACCUGCAGUCUCUACGUUAUGCUCUGUCUCUGUACACACAGACUACAGACACUCUCAUCAAGACAUUUGUGCGCUCACAGACUGCCCAGGUGCAUGAUGGGAAAGGUAUUAGGUUUACUGCUAAUGAGGACAUUCGUCCAGAAAAGGGGGCUGGUGUGGAUGACCCUGUGGGAGAAGUCUCCAUUCAGGUUGACUUGUUUACACAUCCUGGCACAGGGGAGCAUAAGGUGACAGUGAAAGUGGUAGCAGCCAAUGACCUCAAGUGGCAGACAGCGGGUAUGUUCCGGCCUUUUGUGGAAGUGACCAUGGUUGGCCCACACCAAAGUGAUAAGAAGAGGAGGUUCACAACCAAGUCUAAAAGCAACAACUGGGCCCCCAAGUACAACGAGACAUUCCACUUCCUCCUAGGAAAUGAAGAGGGUCCGGAGGCCUAUGAGUUACAGAUAUGCGUGAAGGAUUACUGCUUUGCCCGGGAGGAUCGUGUGAUAGGACUGGCAGUAAUGCCUCUGAGGGAUGUGGCAGCCAAGGGCAGCUGUGCCUGCUGGUGCCCAUUGGGCCGGAAGAUCCACAUGGAUGAGACAGGCAUGACCAUUCUCCGGAUUCUGUCUCAGAGGAGCAAUGACGAGGUGGCUCGAGAGUUCGUGAAGCUCAAAUCGGAGUCUCGUUCCACAGAGGAAGGGAGUUGAGCAUCUUUGGUGUAUGUGCCAUCCAGACAACACCAACCACACACAUCAGUCAGGGAGAGUUAGCUGUGUAGCCAGCUUAGAGUCCUUGUAGUCAAAAGGCUGACUCUCCUAGUUAAGGAUGUUUAAGGAGAAUCUUGGAGUAGUAAGACUGUGGCUUUUCAGAGAAAAGUCAUGAAAGCCAGCCAAUAGCUCUGUGGUGUUAGAAGCUGGGCUGUGGAGAUUUUUCUAUAAAUGGAGAGGGACAGACAUUUCCAAGAAUGUCAGCUGUUCUUGGUAGUCAACUUUCCGUUCCACCUCCCACCUCUAGCCUCCUCUAAACCACACUUUGUCCAGCUAGAUGCUUACAUGCUCAUCAUAGAAGAUGUUUAGAAGGCCUACAGAUUGUUUCCUGGCUGACCUAUUGAUGUUCCUGAGCUCCAAGGUCCAUUCUUGAGAUUAGCCAGAGCAGGAAGGCACAGACUGGAAUUCACCGUCCCUUGAACUGGACUGGUUUGUGUGGAUCUAGUGAGAACAAGGCUUGGGAACUGAACAAGAUACCUUCUUCAAAAGGAGCUGGCUGAUUUCCUUAGCUCAGACUAUCUGUCAUGAGUCAGAGAAGGUUCACAUGGUGCUUUGGAGCCCUGAGCAGAAUAUUUCUUUGGAAUCCAGGCACCAGGAGUCUUACCUGCCCAGAGUACUCCCGACUCCUUACUCUGUCAGCAGGGAUUGAUGCUUAGAACAUACACACACACACACACACACACACACACACACACACACACACACACACACACAGAAUUCUUUUAUGUAUAGACAUGAGGGCUAAUAAGGAUCCAAGGAUAUUUUCUUGAGUAGUCCCUGAACAAAGCCAAAAAUCUUGGAAAACUAUCUAGAAAGAGCUGUCCUCACCUAUGGCCACAACCUUCUGGCUGUACUCCUUGAAGAAAACAUCUAGUCUUUGGCCUUCCUUCUUCUUGGGAUCAGCUGCUGUUCCUCAUGGAUUGGUCAAGCAUAAAAAAGGAGCUUGGACUCUCAUUCCUCUGUAUGAACUGGAUGGAGGGAGUCCUCAGCACUCGCUGGAAGGUCAAGGACAAACUUUCAGAGGGUCAGAGGAGCUUCAUGGACCCUUGCUCAGAGAUGUGACUUGGUCCUUGGAUUUCCUGACACUAACUUACUGUAACUGCUGAGGACUCAACAUUGUCCACACUACACUGGCCAACACAUGAAACAAACCAAGCAUUUGUGCUGUUUUUAAUUAUUAUAUGUGCCAUUGUUACAGAAAAUUAUAGGCUAGACUGUAAUAAAUUAUCUUAUAGCAGCU
Molecule: messenger RNA, 8128 nt
Organism: Microtus ochrogaster (prairie vole)
Lineage: Eukaryota; Metazoa; Chordata; Mammalia; Rodentia; Cricetidae
Gene: Unc13b
Product: unc-13 homolog B
Exons: 34
Coding region: 874-6828 (1984 amino acids)
Biological process (GO): synaptic transmission, glutamatergic; presynaptic dense core vesicle exocytosis; synaptic vesicle priming
Cellular component (GO): presynaptic active zone cytoplasmic component; plasma membrane; synaptic vesicle membrane
Molecular function (GO): diacylglycerol binding; phospholipid binding; syntaxin-1 binding
Source: RefSeq, a predicted model, not a curated record